ACAAAAUGGGUGCAUCGUUGGACACUCCGACGAAGUGUCCUCUGUGCAACGAGCUGACAGGGGACCCCGUCACCCUGAAGUGCAACCACCGCUUCUGCCAACGAUGCAUUGGAGACUUAUGGAGCGUUACCCCGAACGGGCCGUACCAUUGCCCGGAGUGGAGGUGUAAAAUGGUGUACCAGACUCUGCCGUUUGAUAAAAGUUUAAUACGGACGCCCACCUACAACCGAGGUGCUCAGCCUGGCAGCGCGGCAGGCACAUCCAGUAAUGAGGAAAAGAAGACAUUUGAGUCAAUUUUGAGGAGACCAUCACUGACUAGCCGACUUCUCGGGAAGAGAAAGGCCAGCACACCUGUGGCAGAGCAACCUGACGCAAAGAGAUCAACUGUGAAAGCUUCCUGUGAGCAGUCCAAUGACACAGAGACUCCCACCACUUCCUUCUCAGAUGAACCUGGGCAGUCGUCUAGGGUGGAGAGAUCCAAGAAAGCUGUGCGCCCAGAAUCCACACAGUCCAAGAAUAGGGAUGGCACGUCAUCCAGUGACAACUCUGACAGCAAGACAGUACCUGCAAGUGAGGUGCCACCUGACAUCUCAAUCCAGCAGAACCAGCGUGAAUUAGAAGUCAUCCCAUUAGACGACUCUGACAGCUCCAAUGAAGUAGAUAUAUGUGACGCACCUCCACUCACAUCCCCCAAGAAAGACGCACAAGUGACAGGAAUUCAUGAACCACCAAAGAAAGCUGCCUCAGCUGCCAACUCUGAUUCCUUUUCUGCGGUCUCAACUCCAGGUAAAGAUAAGUUUUCUGUAGAGCAUGUCAACAAGACUCCACUGAUACCCACAAAACAACCAGCCGCUGCUUCAGGAUCCCCAAGCCGCGUUGGCAUCUUCCCCAGGUCGGAGAGCAAAAAUGCCAGCCCUGUUCCCUGCCAUUAUUGCCCUAAAGCUGGGUGUCAGGCCGCUGUGAAGACCUGUCUGGUGUGUGGAGCUUCCAUGUGUAAAGAGCACCUGCGUCCCCACCUGGACUCCCCUGUCUUUCAGAAUCACACCCUGGUUCCUCCCAUGGAGGACAUUUCUACCUGGAGGUGCCAGGAGCACCAGGAGAUAAACCGUAUCUACUGUCGGCAGUGUGGAGUGUGCGUGUGCACGGUGUGCACUGUCAUAGGCUCGCACCGCGACCACGUCUGCAUCAGCAUCAGGGAGGCAGAGAGAGAGCUCAGGGGGAACCUAAAAGAAGAGAUCAAGCAGCUACAGGAGUCCGAAGAAUGUGUGAAGAACAGAGUGACUGAACUCACACAGAAGAAAAAUACCUUCAGCGUGGUUUUAAGUGAGGCGAGAGCCGGGGUGCAGCAGCAGUAUGGAGCCAUCAGAGAGGCCCUGGAGCAGGAGGAGCAAUCAGCUCUUCGGUGUGUGACGAAGGAGGAGAGCAGGGUUCUGGGGGGGCUAGAGGAGAAACUCGGCCACCUCAGGAGCUUCCUGCAAUCCAUCCAGCGAGGACUACACACCCUGGAGGGGCUGGUUGAUGCCAAGGGAGACAAACGCAUUCAGGACCAGGCCUUCAUUAUGGAAUACAGCAAGAUAGCCCAUCUGGCUAGUAACAUGGGGAACUGUGUGGGCCAGUUCGAGGCUGCAGAGGAAGUGGAUCGUGCCCGGCUGAAAUGUCUAGAGAGGUGGACAGAGAAACGGUUGGACACAGUCGUCAUCACUGUGCCCGGCAAAGACAGAGACCUCUACAGACUGCUCUAUGGUAGCAUCCCCCUCUUGGAUGCAGAUACAGCCCAUCCCAAGCUGCAGCUGUCUGAUAACAACAGGAGGGUGACUUACAGCGAAGCCCAACAGGCCUACACCGAACACGAGGCUCGCUUCAGCUCCUUCCCACAAGUCCUGGCCUCUCGUGCCCUGGAGGGGGGUCGCUGGUACUGGGAGGUGAACGUGUCUGUGGAUGAGGGCCGCUGGAAGGUGGGGCUGUGUGAGGGUCAGAUGGAGAGGAAAGGUCAAAAGGACAACUCUCGUCUGGGCUUCAACUCGUACUCCUGGUGCCUGGCCUGUGACAGAAGGAAGGUGGAAGCUCUGCAUAACAAGGUGGCGGUUUCUGUGGAUGCAGACGAUCUGCAGAGGGUAGGAGUGUUCCUCGACUUUGAAGAGAGCAUCUUAUCAUUCUUCAAUGUGACACCAGGGGGCAGUCUAACUUUGAUGCAUUCAUAUGAGCACAGGUUUACCGAGCCUCUUUACCCGGCCUUGUCUGUGUCUAAAACACACCUGGCCAUCUGUGACCUGUUCCAGUCGUAAACCAUGCAAUACCAGCAUGACAGUUCUGCUGAAAAUGAAUACACGAGUGCUGUGCCUUUUUUUUUUUUUUUUUAUGUUAAAACCACUCGAUCACCAUCAUAAAAAUUCUCGGGGAUGACGGUUCUGUCAUGCACUGUAUAUACUGCUAUCCUUAAAUGUGAUUUUAUAUACCAUUACAUCAUAUAUAUGAUAGAACUGGAAUUUUACCAUGUUGGGAAUGCUGUUUCUUAAACACUCUACAUUCCACACAGUAGUAGCACAUUUUUGGUAUUUGGAUUUUAACUUUUGUAUGUUACAGAUUUUAGAUUGUCAUUGAGCAAAUGAUCAAGGUUUUAUAUAGGAGGCAAGUUAUCAGUUCAGGUCAAUAAACAGUUGUUUUGGGUCAUGUUUAAACUUUGAAUGUAUGUUACAAUGUUCUUUAUAUCUCAUAUUUACCAGCUCUUCUAUCCUCUGGUGACCCAUUGUCUUAUUACAUAAUAAAAUGUCAAAGUUUCAAAA
Messenger RNA from Morone saxatilis (striped sea-bass), 2783 nucleotides. RefSeq names its product E3 ubiquitin/ISG15 ligase TRIM25. The transcript has 7 exons. Gene Ontology annotation, molecular function: protein binding; zinc ion binding. The record is from RefSeq and is a predicted model, not a curated record. Bases 6 to 2285 code for a protein of 759 amino acids. NCBI's taxonomy places the organism in Eukaryota, Metazoa, Chordata, Actinopteri, Moronidae.